Ilyonectria robusta is the source of this 1458-nucleotide messenger RNA. RefSeq lists its product as uncharacterized. Lineage: Eukaryota; Fungi; Ascomycota; Sordariomycetes; Hypocreales; Nectriaceae. The transcript has a single exon. The coding region runs from base 459 to 1226 and encodes 255 amino acids. The record is from RefSeq and is a predicted model, not a curated record.
AUUUGUAGAAAGCGCAUGCGUUUGCUGGGUUGGGAUACUAAUUCCGCCUGUUGACGAAUAUCAUGCAGGAGACCACUUUUUCUUUUCUUUUUUUUGUGUUUACUUGAACAAAGACGGAAUUUAGUUGCGCGACAGGCAUUUUGGGCUGGAAGUUGAGACUACAUGGAUGGGAGCCGCUUGUCCUUUCGGCGUCGCCGAGUUGAGUUGACAACUCACAAAGGAGUCUUUGAACACACAUGAACGCAUGCCGAUGUUCACAUCGUGGAUUCUCCUGAAGAUCGUCGGGGCCGGUAUUUUAAUCGGGACUCCUCAAAGUGUCUCAACUUUUGCAUCCCAAAGAGCAAGCUAACUGCAAUUAUCGCCACAUUGCGACACUUGGACUCACACACGCAAAGAGACAACAACGCAACUGCAACUAACGAAAGCAACUAACGAAAGCAACCAAUUAUCAUCACGAGAUGCUGAGAGAACGCCUGCAAUGGAAAGGGGGGAAGUACCUAAGAACGAAGAGAUCCGAGAAGAACUCGGAAAAACCCGAGCAUCGACCAACAGGACGAUCCGACGUCGGAGUAGUGGGAGGCAAAGUAGCGGGAGGCAGAGGGGUGGGAGGAGGUUCGGGGCUUAGGUCCAAGAUAAUUCCCCUUCUCUCAUCAUGGUUUCAGCCCCACCGAAAGUACAACCUCGACGAGUGUUUCUUCCCCUUUCCCAAAAUCACCUUCCUAAUUGAUAAACCGACCAAGUUACGGUGUCAGAUUUGCCGCGAGGUGGAGUGUGAAAUGAAGCCCGAAACACUGACCGUUGACGAUUCAACCUUAAGCAUACUACCAUGCGGGCAUGGUGCCGGUUCAGAAUGUCUCAAGAGGUGGCUCCAGGUCAACAACUCCUGUCCGUUCUGUCGACUAAGUAUGACGUACCCAGGAUGUGGACAUGUCAUCCCGUUGCGCCCAGUGACAACGGAGGGCAUCCAUCUUCUGCCGCGAACGCUGCCGGACCAGGGCCACAUUCCGUUGCUCUGUGCUGGGUGUCUGCGGGACAGCCUUGCAGCACAAGCAGAGCUGAGGUUUGGACAGGCGGCGUGUGCAUUCCAGGAUGCAAGGCAGCGGCUCCACGAGGGCGGAGGGGUGGGAGACGAGGCAGCCUUGUUGAUGAGGCGUGAGGAGUUUGAGACAAUCCUGCGGGACGAGGUGUACAUGAGACAUCUGACCACGUGGUUGACGAGUUGGUGAGGAUUUGGGAUGUAGAUGGCUGACUCUGGUGGGUUGCUGGAGUUUGCCACCUACCGAUUGGGAAAGAUGACCGCGGGCCGGUCGAUCCAGCUGCAUCGGAGACGGUAGAAUGUAGAAGAGCACGCGCGGACGCGGGGUUACACAAGAACACCAUUGCAUGAUUAGGACCUGUUGUAGACCAUUCUCGAUUGAGCACCUGAAUCGCGUAUCUGACCUGUAAUUAACAAAGUCC